AUUCUUCCGGUGGUGAGCAUGAUCACUAAAGCACAAUGGCAGAUCCUAGCUAAUUAACACAAUGAGGCUUAAUUAACACGAAAUUCUACUUUGUGAUUCUUUGUCCUACGCGCUUCGCUCCAGCCCAAUUACCGUGAAGGAUAAAUAAAUAUUAACAUUCGAUUUACGUCCCCAAAAAACUAUAUAAAUCGAGUAUCUUGGAGGUUUCUUCAGAACUGCUCAAUCUUUUUAAGAUUCUUACGGUAGCUUGUAUUCAUCGUCCUGGGAGGGCUAUCGAAGAUUCCGUUUUUGCUUCCUGUCAAGUUAUUUUGAAAAGGUCAACGACACUGACACCAUGUCUACCAAGGCACUUAUCGUCUUUGCUGCAUUGCUCGCCGUUGCCCUGGCUUUCGAUUUCGACGAUGCCGAGGACGAUCUCGCCGCUGAUGUCGAAUUCAUGAAGAGAGACCCAUUCACACAGGACCUUCUGUUGGCGGAGAAAAGGGGGAGGAAUAUGAAGAAAUACAAAGCCUGUGCCAAUGCCCCUGGCUGCUGGUGUACACGGAGGAAAAACAGGGUCGUCUUUUGUGCCGGUGCUGGUGACGGAGGCGCCAUCUAAACACCGAACUGGACACUGUGAACACCGGAAUGAAUAGGCCUACAAGACCAACGCUGAUUACUGGCGUAUAAAACAUAAUCAUAUUUCAAAUAGGCCCAUGCAAGUUAUAUAUGCCGUAAACAUGGUAAAGGUUACGAAUUAUUUGACAGAACUUGCAGUAGGCCCGUAGACAUAGUAUUCAGUUUAUUAUUAUAUGCCAAGUAGGGAAAAGUGAUUCUUCAUAAUUCAGGAUGUAAUAAUAUGCAUAUUUAAACUAACACUGAGUGUGUGUUUGGAAUAACAUUAUACAUUUUGAACAAUGCUGGAUAGACGAAAA
This is a messenger RNA of Lytechinus pictus (painted urchin), 914 nucleotides long. RefSeq lists its product as uncharacterized. Bases 335 to 598 code for a protein of 87 amino acids. NCBI's taxonomy places the organism in Eukaryota, Metazoa, Echinodermata, Echinoidea, Temnopleuroida, Toxopneustidae. The record is from RefSeq and is a predicted model, not a curated record. The transcript is spliced from 4 exons.